This is a messenger RNA of Amoebophrya sp. A120, 711 nucleotides long. The record is from the annotation of a GenBank genome assembly. Lineage: Eukaryota; Dinophyceae; Syndiniales; Amoebophryaceae.
AGAGGAUUAAUAAGUAAUCUAUCACGUCGAGGACCCAGCGCUUUUUGUUACUUACCCCCUAAAGAUAAACAUCAAAACCAACUACGAAGAUGAUUCAAUUUACUCUUCAUCGUCCACCCAGUAGACAUUAUCAUUAUCAUUAUCCACUUUUCAUCAUCCUACACCUGCGCAGUUCCUUCUCCAAAAGUCGAUGGAAAGAAGGACUGGAGAAACAUGACCACUAGUGCGACGAAAAUCAUAAUUUGAUAAAGUACAAUUACCCAUGUACUGAAAGAAGAACUUACCUCGCUGCACGUUCUACAUUUCUUCACAGAUUCUACAUUGAAUAUCAUGGUAGAAAACCAGCAAGAAGUAGACCGCUCUACUUCCGGGAACAAAGACCCGCGGGGGCGGGGCAAAAAUCCGACUACCGCCAGUCAGCCGGAGCCGCAGCCACGACCCCCGCCCGGGCGUGUUUCGAAGCAGGAGACUUCGACCAGUGGGGCUCCAGCGGUGGCCAGAACCCCGGCCGCGCCUCCACCACGCUCUCUGGUCGUGCCAACAUCGGGAGCAGGAGAGUCCUCGUCCAUGUCGGCGCACGAUCACUUAGUACCCCAGCCGGGGCGGGGACGAGAAGAGGGAAGAAGUGAUGUUCAUGCGGGUGGUGGUGCUGUGCCAAGUCAAACUAAGACCAACUCCAACAACAAAGGAGGCGCAAUUAAUCUAUCAGUA